AUGGCGGCCAGGAGAGAAGAUGGAGACUCUGGCCAUUCGGAGAGGGCUGGCGUCCCUCCGUUUCGAGGAGUACCAAAAACCGCCCUGCCGCAGGGAUGCUUCGGCAGCUUCUAUAAAAAGAACACGAUUGCGCCCGGCUGCAUUUCUCAGGGUGUUUCUCCGCCCCAUCACCAGGGAAGAGGAAUGUUUGCAAACACGGCCGGGGAGAGGUUGUCUCCCCCCUGGCACUCUGGCAUCCUUCUGGGAGCAAACAGAUUCGGCGUGGCGGCCUGGACUGCUAUGGGGUGGCGAGAGCCGCUCUGUAGCUUUGCUAUUUGGUUUCCUGUCGUGUUCCUGCUGCUGGACGGGUCAGCUCAGGGGCACAGAGGCCCGGGCGGGCCAUCGGACGGCCAUCGUUUGAGAGCCGGGGGCAACAGGCACGCUCGGAGCUACCACCACCUCGAGGGCGAUGUGCGCUGGAGGCGACUCUAUUCGUCGACCCAUUUCUUCCUGCACAUUGACCCCAACGGCAAAGUUGAAGGGACCCGCUGGAAGAAGUGCCCGUAUAGUAUUGUGGAGAUCCGCUCGGUGCACGUGGGUGUCGUCGUGAUCCGAGCUGUUCACAGCGACUUCUACUUGGCCAUGAACAGAAAAGGGAGAAUCUACGGCACGAAAGUGUACAACCCCAACUGCAAGUUCAAAGAGCGCAUCGAAGAGAACGGCUUCAACACGUACGCCUCGCUGCACUGGCAGCACCAGGGCAGGCAAAUGUUCCUCUCGCUCAACGGCAAAGGCGUCCCGCGGCUGGGCACGAAGACCUAUCGGCAGCACCCGUCCACCCACUUCCUACCCAUGCUCAUCGCGUGAUGCAAUUUGCUUUUCCCGCGUCGCACUAUUUUAUUACAUGCGUAUUUAAUUUUUUUUCUAUUUAUUAUUUUUGUAAUAUAAAAAAAAGUGAAGGACCAA
This is a messenger RNA of Sphaerodactylus townsendi, 945 nucleotides long. RefSeq names its product fibroblast growth factor 22 (gene FGF22). Bases 1 to 846 code for a protein of 281 amino acids. The transcript has 5 exons. NCBI's taxonomy places the organism in Eukaryota, Metazoa, Chordata, Lepidosauria, Squamata, Sphaerodactylidae. The record is from RefSeq and is a predicted model, not a curated record. Gene Ontology annotation, cellular component: cytoplasm. Gene Ontology annotation, molecular function: fibroblast growth factor receptor binding; growth factor activity. Gene Ontology annotation, biological process: fibroblast growth factor receptor signaling pathway; positive regulation of protein phosphorylation; regulation of cell migration.